AUGGCGCCUCCCGUGCCGUCCGAAUUUGUCACGUUUGGAGGACGUGUGGUUGAGUGUGGGGUGUCGGACGAUGCCACACAAAAGACGUUUGAGAAUGCUAUAUCCAAGUCCCGCUUCCAAACAGUCUUCGCUGCACACGAUCGACCUUUGAUGGUGGGCUUAGAUUUCGAAUGGAAGCCUGACAAGGGUGUUUCAGAGAACAACCCUAUAGCUGUAAUGCAGUUUGCCUGUUGGGACACAGUAGUUAUUAUCCGGACUCUGGGUUGUUCAGAGCUGCCUGGGUGGCUGCAGAGCUUUUUGGAGUCAGGUGAUGAUGUGAUCAAAGUGGUUGCAAGCUUCGACAGCGCAGACAAGGCGAAGCUUGCCAUGAGCUUCGGAUGGGAUUUUGACUCCAGAUCAGUGAAAGCAUCCUACUGGGACAUUGCUGAGCUUGCGGGUGCGCGCAGCAUUCCGCAUGGGCUCUUCAAAAUGGCGCAGCAUUUUGAGAUCCCAAUACAGAAGCUCAAAUCGGUAGGCACUUCAAACUGGGCACGUGCUAGCUUAAGUCCAGAGCAGCGAGCAUACGCUGCUGACGAUGCAUUCUUCCAGCUAUAUCUUUUGGGCAAGCUUUUGGCUGUUGGACCUGCGUCUUCCGCGGAGGCAAAGCUGCUGGAGGCUUGGCAGGUAAUCAGUCAAAGCCUGGAGGGCUCGAUCAAAACGGUCGACAACUCUGCUUAUCAAGCCAACUUUCUUGCUUUGCGAGAAGUUGUGCGGAAUGCGGUGGAUAUUCUCAGCAAUGCUCUGGGGUCUGGUGGCUGUACCAAUCUCAACGAAAUUCUGAAGUAUAGCGCAGUCAAGAAGGCCGUCGCUGCUCAGAAGCAGUCACCUGUGCAUAUUAACGCACACUUCCUCCGACAAAAUGCGGACAUAUUUGUCAUCUUUUUUCGGGAUGGCCAGUUGCGUGUACGGACCCGUUUGAUAGAAUCAGAUGCCUUGCAGGCGAACGAGCAUGUAAACGAAGAAGGGGAGGAGGAAGUUGCCGAAGCUGGCGAAGUUGGCACUUUGAUCUCCCAAGUUGAAGAACUGCUCGCAGCGUACAAGGCACCGAACGCCAAGAAGCAAAGAGUGCCUGAACCAUGUUGGAUUCCCGCACGCGCUGUUUUAAGCAAGCCCCAGUGCGCACGGCUGGAGUUGUGCCUGAGUCGCUGCACAGCUACUUUUGAGUCGAUCGAAACAUGCUACGACGCAGAAGAUGGCUUAUUGCUUCGCUUGGUGCGCCACCCGCGUGCUCCAGAUGAUAUGGAGUACAUGGAGAGGAGCGCUCAAGGUCUUGCCGAUGCUGUGCAAAUCGGCGCCGAAGAAGCAAGGCGCCGCUUGGGCUCCGACGAUAAGUUUAUGCAGUUCUGGAGCUUGCUCCGUACCGUUGAGAUGAACUCUCCUGAAGAACGUUCAAUCGCCACAAGUCUGCGUGCUCGAGUUCGCAUCCAUGCAGAUGCGCACCGACUAGCAGGUCGGAUCUCGAUGGAUGCCAAUGUGGAUGUGUCCUGGCAGGAUGCCAAAGUCAAGCUUGAGCAGGUGAAGUGGUACCGCCAAGUGCUGGCAUGGUCCUUGGAAUGUUCAGGCCAGGGUUACCGGAACCGUUGUAUCUCCGCCAUUUGCUGUCACAGCGCUCUUGCAGGUGGAGGAGAGAGCACGGUGUAUACGGUGUCGAGCGAGAUGCAGGACUGUUUGACGUCGAUCGCCAAGGCUGCGGUCUUGGCUGAUCUGGCGAUGGGCGUUGCAGCAAGAAAGCAUCUGAUACUUAACAAGGAAAGGCUGAGAAAAGGACAAUGA
This is a messenger RNA of Symbiodinium natans, 1812 nucleotides long. The record is from the annotation of a GenBank genome assembly. NCBI's taxonomy places the organism in Eukaryota, Dinophyceae, Suessiales, Symbiodiniaceae.